Messenger RNA from Pyrus x bretschneideri (Chinese white pear), 1963 nucleotides. RefSeq names its product transcription factor DIVARICATA. The record is from RefSeq and is a predicted model, not a curated record. The coding region runs from base 742 to 1656 and encodes 304 amino acids. Lineage: Eukaryota; Viridiplantae; Streptophyta; Magnoliopsida; Rosales; Rosaceae. The transcript has 2 exons. Gene Ontology annotation, molecular function: DNA binding.
CUUUCCCCUUCUCUCUCUACUCGCUGCGCCCACAAACCCAUACCACCAAUCAGAAUUCGACAACUUGACUUCUCCCAUUUUUCACUCUCCAUCUCUCUCUCUACUUUGUUCCUGUUCCAUAGAUCGCUCAGUCUCACAAUCCCCCUUCUGCGUUCACUCCUUUCUCGCUCUUCUCCUCUUCUCUCUAGCUUUAACUCCAAAAGCUGCAAACCCAGCAAAAGAAAACAUCAACUUUCCCCUCUGCAGCUCAGCUAUGCAAAAAGCACUCUCCUUUUUCCACUUUCCUUAAUUGGGUUCUUGCUUUCUUUUCUGGGUUUUUGUUAUAAUCGUCUGAAGUUUUCAUUUCUCUCUGCCAGCGUCCAUCUUUCUUGGAAACUUGAUCUGGGUUUUACUCCUUUCGAUGUAUUUCUGAAUUGGCUGUCUAGGGUUUAUCUUUGGCAAUCCAAGAUCUAAUAUUUUCGAACUUGCUUAUUGGAUUUCCCCUUGGGUUUUGUAAAGGUUGGGUAUUUUUCAGAUUCCACAACCCGUGCUUGCGUUAAAUCCCUCCGAGAUUCCUUUCCAAAUACUACGCCUUCAUUAAAGCCUAUUUGGUCACAGGGACCUCCACUUCUCUGCAUUUCCUAUCUGGGUUUUCUCUCUCUUUGAGCUUUCAAAGAGAGAGAGGAGAGAGAAACACUCAUUGGCAUACUUGCUAUGUGAUUCAAUUGUUGCCCAGAUCGGCCAAACUAUUUGAAAAAAACCAUGUUCCGAGGAAUGGAAAUUUUCUCUCCAAAUCUGCAAAACUCCAAUUGGUUGUUUCAAGAGAGCAAGGGAGCCGAUUGGACUGCAGAAGAGAACAAGCUAUUCGAAAAUGCUCUCGCUUUAUACGAUAAGGACACGCCCGAGCGGUGGCUCAGUGUGGCGGCUAUGAUCCCCGGAAAGACUGUUGGAGAUGUCAUCAAACAGUACAAGGAAUUAGAAGAAGAUAUCAGUGAUAUCGAAGCUGGGCUUAUCCCAAUUCCUGGUUACACUAGUAACAAUUUCACAUUGGAGUGGGUUAACAACCACGGAUUUGACGGGUUGAAGCAGUUUUACAGUGUUGGUGGAAAGCGAGGCGCCUCGACUAGGCCCGCUGAUCAGGAGAGAAAGAAAGGAGUGCCAUGGACAGAAGAAGAACAUAGGCAAUUUCUGAUGGGCCUUAAAAAGUAUGGAAAAGGUGACUGGAGAAACAUCUCUCGAAAUUUUGUGACCACAAGGACGCCCACUCAGGUUGCUAGUCAUGCACAAAAGUACUUUAUCAGGCAACUCACAGGCGGGAAGGACAAGAGAAGAUCUAGCAUCCAUGAUAUCACAACAGUCAAUCUCCCCGACGUGAAACCGGCCUCACCUGACAAUACUAAGAGCCCGCCAUCAUCGGCUCAUUCCUCAACCGUGGUGCAGCAGCCACACCAGCAUCAGAAGUUGACUGGCACGAGCAUUGACUGGAAAUCACCCGACGAGGGACAGCAUUUGGUUGGUUCUGCAAAUGGGAACAACAAUUUCAUGGGACCGUUUUGUGGGAUAUCUACACACGUACCUAAGCUUGAGGAGCAAAGUUUUCUGAGUGGCAGUCUUCAUGGAUCUCAGUUUGGACAUUACAAUGCGAGGUUUGAGAUGCAAUCAAUGCGAUAUCAGUGAACGUUCGUGCAUUAGUUCAAUGUUUUGGAGUGGGAGGAGGAUGCGUUACUCGAUCUAUGGUGGACAAAAGUUAAUGAGGACUUUGAGUUAGUCCCUAGCUCUACAAAAAGAUCAGUUAGUUCAUCUUCGUAUUUACAUGAAGCUUUGAGCUUUAUGAUCACUUGUAAUGUUCUGGUUGUGUGCUUUGGGAGUUUUGAGUAAAUAGUCAGAAACGAGAGAGUAAUCUGGGAUUGAAAAUUUGCAUCUGUUUAUAUAUAUUCUAUAUCAAGUAUAAUUUUCUGCAAAAAGUGAUUUUAUGGUACAUUUC